This is a messenger RNA of Aegilops tauschii subsp. strangulata, 1674 nucleotides long. Its product is annotated as ALA-interacting subunit 5. Gene Ontology annotation, cellular component: endoplasmic reticulum; plasma membrane; Golgi apparatus. The record is from RefSeq and is a predicted model, not a curated record. Lineage: Eukaryota; Viridiplantae; Streptophyta; Magnoliopsida; Poales; Poaceae.
AGCAAGCGCCUAAAAAAAGGGACGAUCAACCAGCCCUGCCCCGGCCUCUGCAUCGAUCACCGUUGACGUACACGACGGCCGUAUUAUUAUUAUCGAUCGAUUGUUUAGCGACGCCAAAUACAGACAAGAACACCCAACAGGCCGGCGUAUGAAUGGAUGCAGACAGAUAAUAUUAGUGGAUAAAGACAGAUAAUAUUUGAUCCAAAGCCAUCCAUCCGGAGCAGGUGACCCGAGACUUCUCUGAGGGAGGGUUGGUUGAUGCAGACCUCCGGUUAGGUUCAGUUGCAGCCAGGAGUUCAUCGUCAUCGGAGGAGUGCUCUUUCUCGUGGAGGAGAUUGCGAUGCCGCCGGUGAACGGCGGCGCCGCCGCCGGACCGAGCUCCGGCAGUAGGGACGUCCACGGCCCGGCAGCAGCAGCCACCGCAGCGCCGAAACGCAACAGGCCUCGGUAUCAUGCAUUUACUCAGCAACAACUCCCAGCAUGCAAGCCUAUACUGGCACCCAAUAUGGUCAUUCCCAUUCUUGUAUUCGUGGGCUUACUUUUCAUUCCGAUUGGUCUUGCUUGCUACGCGGCUUCAAAUAAGGUCUUCGAAGUGGUUUACCGAUACGACACAAAGUGCGUACCGAAGAACAUGCUUCACAACAAAGUGGGCUACAUCCAGAACGCGUCGAUAAACAAGACAUGCACAAUAAAUCUCAAGAUCCCCAACGCUAUGAAGAGGCCAAUCUUCAUAUACUACCAGCUCGACAGGUUCUACCAGAACCACAGAAGGUACGCGACGAGCUUCAACAUCGCGCAGCUGAGCGACCCCAAGGAGGAGGCGAACGCCGACAUAAAGGACUGCAAGCCUGAAGCCUACGCCGCCAAAGGCAUCCCCGUGGUGCCCUGCGGCCUCGUGGCCUGGAGCCUGUUCAACGACACCUACAGCUUCGCCCGGCGUCCCCGUCGCGCGGGCGGCAUCGGCGGCGUCGAGGCGCUGAGGGUGAUCAAGAGCGGGAUCUCGUGGCGGAGCGAGCGGGAGCGGCUGUUCGGCAAGCACGUGUACCCCAAGAACUUCCAGAACGGCAGCCUCGUCGGCGGCGGGCGGCUCGACCCGAGAAAGCCCCUGAGCGAGCAGGAGGAGCUGAUGGUGUGGAUGCGGACGGCGGCGAUGCCGCGGUUCAGGAAGCUGUACGGGAGGGUGGAGGCGGACCUGGACGCCGGCGAGACGGUGGCGGUGGCGGUGCGGAACAGCUACAACUCGUACAGCUUCGAGGGGGGGAAGGCGGUGGUGCUGUCCACCGCGGGGCCGCUGGGCGGGCGCAACGCGUUCCUCGGCCGCGCCUACCUCGUCACCGGCAUGGCCUGCCUCGUCCUCGCGCUGCUGCUCACGCUCGUCUGCCUCUUCUUCCCCAUGACAGAGGAGCAUCUCCGGCUGCGGUAGCCGUCGUCCGUCCAUGGAUCAUGUCGGCGAGCGUAGACUCGGCCUCUCUGGUUUGUUAUAGACUGGCCUCCAUUGUUGUUAGAUAUAGCAGAUCACAUCACUGUAUGUGUAUGUAUAUGUACAGUACAGCACAAGAAUCUGAAGGUAGAUUCAGAAUGUACAGAACAGGAAUGUGUGGGAGAUGUACAGUAUGUAGUACUGGUAUCACUUCUCCAAUGCAGCAACUAUAAAACCGACAGAUGUUCGAAAAA